CGCAGUGCUGACACUGCUGUUCCUCGGAUAGCGGUGUGUUGUGUUACCGGGUGAGGACCCUUCGGACGGGAUAAUCGAGUCAGAGGGUGGGUUGCCCGGAUUUCGAAACGCACCACGACGAGACGAGACGAGAAGACAGUGAAUGCUGAAUGAAACCUACGUUUACGGUGUUUAAUCUUCUCAAGAUAUUGCUCACACUGGACUCGGGUUAGCGGCCGUGAUAAUGGGAACUGCAGAUGCUGGAGAAUCCAAGACAAUGAAAUGACAUUGCAAAUGGAUGAUUUGGUAAAACAAAAUCACAACACCAUCUGACGGUGAUACUUGAUUAAACAGUACCUGGAUAUUGUCGGCAUUGAAUACUGAACAGAGAAACAUCUCUCCACAUAUUCAGGUCCUGAUUAACCCCAGACACCCUGAUGAUGACGGUGGAGUUGGUUUACCCUGGGACCUGAAAACCAGGGAGCUUCGAAUUAUUAACCAAAUCUGGGAAACCUGCCCCUUGUAAGUUCCUGCAAAAGGGGUUCACAAUCCUUUUGGUGUUUGAAGUCAAACUGUGUACAUGGAGGAAAUAAAGAAAUAAGAGUUUGCAAAGUGUCCUCCCCUCCUCCAAAACCCCAGCUGGAGGGCAGCAUAGGUACAGUCUAGGCCUGCUGUCCAGAACAGGCACAGUGUUGCCAGUUGCCCUGGAAACAUUGGCUCGAGUGGAGGUAGGAUUCCCAUGUGCAUGGGCCUGGCUUGCUGCCUGGAACACAGUUACAUUGGUGCUAAGCACAGAGAUUCCUAUUGGCUGCAUCAGACAGUCACCACCUCUUCCUUUGUGGACGUCACAAUGUGGAGGUUGUCCAAUGAGCUUCUGAGUGAAACGUCUGCAUCUGUGUAUUGUCUGAGAGAAAAGCGAUGUCUCCCACUUUCUAUUUCUUUCCUGCUCCUGGGAAGAGGGUGAAUACUGUUCAUCUGCAACAGCUGAAAUGAGGGGAUGUGAAUCCAAGGAGGGGCAGAUUCUGGAAAGGACAGGAAGAAACAUGCAUUGGUCUGUCAAUCUGCAUAAUCAUCUCCUUGAGAGAUUGUCUAUUCAGUACAGCAGAGUGAGGAUAUCCUGAGGGUGAGCAUUUGUACUUGGACAUCUUGUACUUCGAGUCAAGAUGUGAAUCUUGAAAUUCACUUGGACCUGAAUAUUGUCUGCCAUUGAGUCCUUCUAAAGUUAAACGGAAAAGUACUGAGACACACAGCUAAAUGAGUUUGAUCAUCCAUGAUUAUGGGAACAGCUUAAACUGAAAAAUCAUUGCACUUUUACAGUAGGGAAAGACUGUGCACAUGUUUGUAUGCAAGAGGCUGGAACUGGCUGUCAUGGAGAAACCUUGGAAAUGUGGAGACUGUGCAAAGGGAUUCCGGUGCCCAUCUGAGCUGGAAACCCAUCACCUCAGUCACACUGGGAAGAAACCGUUCACCUGCUCCGAAUGUGGGAAGGGAUUCACCAAGUCUUCCAACCUGAAUUCACAUGAGAGAGUUCACACCGGGGAGAGGCCGUUCAUCUGCUCUGAAUGUGGGAAGGGAUUCACUCGGUCAUCUCACUUACUGACACACCGACCAGUUCACACCGGGGAGCGGCCAUUCACUUGCUGUGUGUGUGGGAAGAGAUUCACUAAGUCAUCCAACCUGAAGACACACCAACGAGUACACACUGGGGAGAGGCCUUUUAUCUGCUCCGAGUGUGGAAAGGGAUUUAGUGAUUCAUCCACUCUGCUGACACACCGGAGAGUUCACCUAGGGGAGAGACCGUUCACCUGCUUCGAGUGUGGGAAGGGAUUCACUCGGUCAUCCUACCUGCUGACACAUCAGCGAGUACACACUGGGGAAAGGCCAUUCAUUUGCUGCAUAUGUGGGAAGGGGUUCACUCUGUUAUCCAUCCUGCAGACACACCAGCGAGUUCACAAGGGAUCUCAGGGAUUGGAUUCUGCUCCUCUUUCUUUAGCUAAUCAUGUCCAGGACUGAAUCUUGCUCAUGCUGAGAGAGAUGGAGGAUUUCAUUCUGCUGGACUGGCCGCUCUUCUGACAUUGCUUCAGAUGAGGCUGAUACUCCUUGAGGCUCGAGUGCGCAUUUCCACUGAAAUGAUCCACAAAAACCUUGGCUUGUUGCUUUGUGUAUGUCUCCUGAGGUCAUCUCCCAUCCCCUGAAAGGAUUUAGCCAUGUCUUGCUUCAGUAGUUGUGCUCAAGACUUGUCCUUGGCAGCAAUAACAGUGUCUUUUUCUUGGUCAGCUCCGGAAAUGACUGCAGGAGCUGUAUUUCUAGAUAAGAGUCACUAAAGUGGUGAGGAGAUGGUCAGCAUUCCUCUCACUGUCUGCAGAUGUACAAAAUAAAGGUGACCUGUCUGUUCUAUCUGUAGAAAGAGAGUCAGUCAGUCAGCCAUCCUGCUGGCACACUAGCAAGUUCAGAUGGUAAGAGGCUGCUACAGCCAUUGAAAGAUGGUGGUGGGUGGAGUGAAUGUUUAAGAUGGUGGAUGGGCGCUGAGCAAGACAGCCACUUCGUCCUGUAUGAU
Stegostoma tigrinum is the source of this 2536-nucleotide messenger RNA. RefSeq names its product zinc finger protein 239-like. The transcript is spliced from 5 exons. The record is from RefSeq and is a predicted model, not a curated record. Gene Ontology annotation, biological process: regulation of transcription by RNA polymerase II. The coding region runs from base 1315 to 1992 and encodes 225 amino acids. Lineage: Eukaryota; Metazoa; Chordata; Chondrichthyes; Orectolobiformes; Stegostomatidae. Gene Ontology annotation, molecular function: RNA polymerase II cis-regulatory region sequence-specific DNA binding; DNA-binding transcription factor activity.